CAUACUCACACCCUGUGUAUGUGUGUUCUGCGUGUCUGCUAAGAUACAUUACAAAACUUUUGUCCUUUGUUUUCAUAUAAUCUUUAGCCACUUUUUUUUUUAGUUUGUAAAGUGACCGUAACCUGAAUAAGAAAGCAUCAUCCGUUUUUCGCUCAUUUGCAUCUCAAUUUUGUGAUACAAAAGCAAAAGAGUCUAGUUUCUUGAUGUUUUAAGUGUUAUUAGUAAUUAGUACGUACACACUUUUGAAUUACUUGUUAUAAGUUGUGGGCUUUUCAAGAUUCUUAAUUCCCAUAUGCUCUACAAAAUUUGAUUAUACUUCAUGGAGUAAAGCUAGAAACUUUAUCUUAAUUAACUAGUGAAACUUUUUCUUUAAAAACCCUGUGAAUUAAAGUGUUAUUUUCUCAAGAAACAAAACAUGUUGCAUACAAAAUCAGAGUCAGAUAUCACUAGUUUAGCUCCAUCAUCACCAUCAAGAUCACCGAAAAGACCGGUAUACUAUGUGCAAAGCCCUUCAAGGGACUCACAAGAUGGUGACAAAUCAUCCUCAAUACAAGCCACACCAAAUUUCAGGAGUCCAAUGGAAUCACCAUCACACCCUUCUAUGGGGAGGCACUCAAGGAACUCAUCAUCCAGUCGGUUUUCUGGGAUUUUUCGGUCUCAUUCAGGGAGGAAAGUUCAUAGGAAAAGGAAUGAUAAAGGCUGGCCAGAGUGUAAUGUGAUUGUGGAAGAAGGAAAGUAUGAUGAAUAUGAUGAUGAAAAGAGGCUUACUAGAAGAUUACAAGCUUUAAUGGCUCUUUUGAGUUUUAUCAUACUGUUCACUGUUUUAUGUUUGAUUAUUUGGGGUGCUGCAAGACCUUAUAAAGCUGAGAUCACUGUUAAGAGUUUGGCCUUGAAUAGCCUUUACAUUGGGGAGGGUUCAGACUCAUCUGGAGUCAUAACCAAGAUGUUGACGAUCAAUGGGUCAUUGAGGAUCGGUGUUCAUAACCCAGCCACGUUCUUUGGCAUCCAUGUUAGCUCCACCCCGGUGAACUUAAUCUAUUCAGAGAUUGUGAUUGCUACCGGACAGUUGAAGAAGUAUUAUCAGCAACGAAAGAGUAGAAGAACAGCAAUUGUGAGCCUAGAAGCAACCAAAGUACCCUUAUAUGGCGCGGGUUCAAGUUUAGUGGUCUCUAAUGCUGAAGUGUUUGAAAUCCCAUUGAGGUUAGAGUUUGAGAUCAAAUCAAAAGGGGAAGUCGUUGGAAAAUUGGUGACCACGAAGCAUCGGAAGCAAAUUUCUUGCAAUAUGAACUUGACAUCGAAUACAAUCAAACCAAUCAGAUUCAGAAAGAGUGCUUGCAUCUACAAAUGAAUGAACAUUAACUUUGGAAGGAGUAUUUGUAAAAAUAUUACUCAUAUUAAGUUUUGUUCCCUUAAAUAGUUAAAUGUGUUUCGAAAUCGAUUUCUUGUAGCCAAGACAUACCCUUUUUGGUAUGUUGAAACAUGUAUAAAUGUUGGUUGUUGGGGUAAUAAAAAUUGUCAUACGAGUGGAUCUGUCAUCUA
This is a messenger RNA of Erigeron canadensis, 1539 nucleotides long. RefSeq lists its product as uncharacterized. Bases 416 to 1348 code for a protein of 310 amino acids. The record is from RefSeq and is a predicted model, not a curated record. NCBI's taxonomy places the organism in Eukaryota, Viridiplantae, Streptophyta, Magnoliopsida, Asterales, Asteraceae. The transcript has 3 exons.